UUAAGAUCUUGAAACAUGGAUACAAUCAAUCGAGAAACAAAUGAAAAUGGGACAAACGAAGGACUGAAUAAGACGAAUUCGCUCGAGGAAUUCUACGCCGGUUGUGGGAUCCUUGUGACUGGAGCAACCGGUUUCGUUGGAAAAGGUCUCCUCGAAAAACUGAUCCGCAUGUGUCCACGCAUCGCUGCCAUUUUUAUACUAAUUCGUCCAAAGACUAACGAAACGAUAGAACAACGAUUUAAGAAGCUCAUAGGUGAUCCGAUUUACGAUGCCAUCAAAGCAAAACGCCCUUCAGCUUUGAACAAGGUUUAUCCCGUGAAAGGUGACGUGAGUCUGCCAGAUUUAGGUCUUUCGCAAGAACAUAGAAAUCUGUUGCUUGAGGAAGUAAAUAUAGUGUUUCACGCCGCGGCCACUGUGAGAUUCAACGAGCCAUUACACGUGGCUGUUAAUGUGAAUACGAAAGGUACAGCUCGUAUCAUCGAACUUUGGAACGAACUAAAGCAUCCAAUUAGCUUCGUCCACGUCAGCACAGCUUUUAGUAAUGCUAAUCUACAUGAGAUUGGGGAAAAAGUUUACACUACGAGCUUGAAACCUUCGAAUGACAAUUCUUUUAAGUAUAUAUGUAUUUCAUAUCUUCUUGGCUGCUAA
Messenger RNA from Bombus impatiens (common eastern bumble bee), 648 nucleotides. Its product is annotated as putative fatty acyl-CoA reductase CG5065. Gene Ontology annotation, molecular function: alcohol-forming very long-chain fatty acyl-CoA reductase (NADP+) activity. The transcript has 3 exons. The coding region runs from base 16 to 648 and encodes 210 amino acids. Lineage: Eukaryota; Metazoa; Arthropoda; Insecta; Hymenoptera; Apidae. Gene Ontology annotation, biological process: long-chain fatty-acyl-CoA metabolic process. The record is from RefSeq and is a predicted model, not a curated record. Gene Ontology annotation, cellular component: peroxisome.